AUAUAGGACUUGAGGAUAAGCAUUUCAAUAUUCUUCGUGAACAAAAAUUUAAAGGUCCAGCUUUCCUCGAGUUGAGUGUGGAAGAACUCCUGCAAGUUGAGUUAAAAUUAGGACCAGCUAAAACAAUCAUUAAGUUUAUUAAUAAAAUUAAGGGCGAAGGACAGACUACGACUGCGUCAAAUCAGAAGAUUCAAGAAUUGAGAGAAAGGCUAGCAAUAUUACAGUACCUUGAAUCAAAAGUCAUACGUCUUAUUUCUGAUGAUUUUAAUAGUUUUAUUCAGUUACAUUCCUGUUUGAAAGAAGCUUUCGGUCUUAAAGGCUCAUUGAUAGAUUAUAAGUUUGUUAUUAGCAAUAAAAAUAUAGAUUUUAGCUGGUCGAAAAAUGACUUUGUCGAUUUUAUUGAAAAACACAAAUGUUCGGUUAAUAAUCCAGUCAGAAUCCUUGGCGUAAAGAAAGGCAUUAAAAGAUCAUACAUGGAUAUGAUAGGUGAAUUACCACCACCAUCGACGCUUGGAAUUCCUAAGGAAUGGUUCAAGCGACAGAAAGGUGAUCCUAUUUGUCUUAAUCACCACUCACCAGAGGCUUCUAGUACUAUACCUGUUAGCUUGUAUAAUUCUAUUUUUGGUAAAUUUAAGGAUUUCUGUGUGAAAGAUCCAGAAAAGAAAGAUAAUGAAUUCACCUAUGAGAUUUGCUAUGAAAUGGCCAAAUUUGAUGAGAAAGAGGAAGAUCGCCAAUAUGUGACAAAUAAACUGUUAAAAGAAUAUCUCGAUCACCCUGUGGAAAUACUUACGAUUAAACGCAAAAAUUCUGACAACAGUUUAAAGGGUGCUCAUACAGACGGCACUAUAUUCCAUUCUAAGUACCGUGGGGCUAAUUUCGAGUAUAAGUGCAAUAACUGUAACUUCGGUGCCUCUCCUUAUUUAGAAAAUUAUAGCUAUUAUUUAGUUUUCUGCAAAGAACAAGAAAAUAGUCCCUCAUUUUGUGUGACCAAUUUUCCAUGCUUUUUAGUUACAAUUGCAGGAUCUUAUUUUUCAAUUUCCGGUGCUGUGCUUGCAGAUCAGAAACAUGAUGAAAUGAUGUUAUCAAUUUCUAGAACAUUUCGUGCUCUUAAGAAAUCUCUCCAAAUUCUUGAUCAAUACUAUGCUCAAGUUGAUUAUCUAGUUCAAAACAUCUCUCAAACUGAUCACCCUAUACAUCCAUCAUUUCCUGAAGUGAUUAUAGACAAUAAGUCUUAUACAAAUAUUGAAUAUGCACCAAAAGUUCUUGCUAGUUUAAUUAUUCCUGGAAAUUGGUGUUUGGUUUAUAUGGAAUAUCUGGACAACUAUUUAAUGCUACAUCGCAUCUCCCUUAACCUUAAUGAUCAGGAACGAAAUUGCUUAAAAGAGAAAAUCGAAAAAGCGGUUGAGUAUUUGCAUAAUUUGGGACAUGUACAUGGAGACUUACGUGAAGGAAAUAUUCUGGUUAGUCGACUUGAAGAUAAUGAUUUUGAUGUGAAAUUGAUCAAUUUUGAAUGGUCUGGAAAGGCUAGUUCUGCGUGUUAUUCUCACUUUAUGAAUCAUAAAAACAUUCAAUGA
Messenger RNA from Ambispora gerdemannii, 1574 nucleotides. The record is from the annotation of a GenBank genome assembly. Lineage: Eukaryota; Fungi; Glomeromycota; Glomeromycetes; Archaeosporales; Ambisporaceae.